Triticum dicoccoides is the source of this 728-nucleotide messenger RNA. RefSeq names its product probable alpha-glucosidase Os06g0675700. The transcript has 2 exons. The coding region runs from base 21 to 728 and encodes 235 amino acids. The record is from RefSeq and is a predicted model, not a curated record. Gene Ontology annotation, molecular function: carbohydrate binding; hydrolase activity, hydrolyzing O-glycosyl compounds. Gene Ontology annotation, biological process: carbohydrate metabolic process. NCBI's taxonomy places the organism in Eukaryota, Viridiplantae, Streptophyta, Magnoliopsida, Poales, Poaceae.
UGCACCCAUCAUAUCAUCUGAUGACGAUCAUCUCGUCAUUUGUUGAUCUUCCCGCACUCCUCACCAUCCUCAUAUGCCUCCUCCACCGUUGUGACGCCAACUAUGAAGUCGAGUCGGUCUCCGGGUCAGGGAAUUUGCUAUCGACAAAGCUGAAACUUGUAGGCGGGACGGCGGAGUUCGGUCCAGAUGUCAAGCGGCUCAAUUUGACUGCAAGCCUAGAGACGGACAACUGGCUCCACGUGCGCAUCACUGAUGCUAACCAUUCGCGAUGGGAGGUACCCCAGGACGUUAUCCCGCGCCCAAUGCUGGCGUUGGAGGACGUCUUGCUACAUUCCUCGGGCAUGAGCAAUGCUUCCUUGCCCGGCAGCCGCACCAUGUCCAGCGAGUCUUCAGACCUGACCUUCACCAUCCACACCGCCCCGUUCCGCUUCACCGUCUCCCGCCGCUCCACCGGAGAUGUCCUCUUCGACACCUCCGCCACACUCGUCUUCAAGAACCGGUACAUAAUAUACAAAUUAGAGAAAAUAAUAGAUAUGAAAAAGAUGCACCUCGGCAAUAUCUUUCCAACGGUGUAUCAUUUGAUUCAUUCCGACGAGCGGUUUAGAAAAAAAUGCGGAAAAAAUACGCUCGCUGCAUCCCGUCAUGCGGGCACUGUUUUUGAAACUGCUCUUAAACCGCGACGAAUCUUGAAAAGUGUUCAACAUGACGAGGCUGCGCAUUUUCCUUAG